AUGACGGCUUUACAGGGCAUAGGCUCCCUACCGCAACUGGCCCCACGCCCAGAGAUCCGGCUCCGAUACACAUUCCCUUACAAAAAGGACAUGCCCUUUGUUCUUCGAAAUGGUUCUUGGCCAAAUCCAUAUCUAUCCUCCAUCCUGUACGAGAAAACCCAGGAAUACAACCCACAAGAUGAAGCUUCCGAAGAGACAGCCCUGGUGCCGCCUGGACAAACGAUAUACAUGGUGCCCUAUCAUGCAGUUGAGUUACAUGACGCAAGGCUUGCCUCCAUUGACAUUACCAAAUGGACGGCCGUACCAGCCAGCAACUCUUUACUUUUGUCAUUGUUUGAGAUAUAUUUCAUCUUCGAAUACCCCUUUCACUCGGUUUUCCACAAGGACCUUUUCCUCGAUGACAUGUUGAGUGGAAAGCAGAGGUUUUGCAGUCCACUGCUGGUUAAUGCUGUCUUGGCUGCAGCUUGGCACGGCCACCAAGGAUUCCAGAAACGAUCAGAAUACUGGCGACCUGAUAACCUGGGCUAUCGCUUCUUGGCAGAGGCCCGACGAUUGUUGGAACGGGAACAGACGACAUCAAAGAUCACAACUAUCCAAGCCACAAGCAUCAUGAACUUGACUUUGUGCACAAAUGGGCUUGAUGAGUUGAGUUGGUCUCUCCUGGGUAAUGCCAUCAACAUGGCGCGACAACUCAAUUUAUUCACCCCGUCUCCCGAGUCGGACCCAAAAUGGCAGAAAGCCGCUGCCAUCACGUCCUGGAGUGUCUUCAAUAUGCAGGCUUGGCACAGCUUCCACAUGUUUCGAUCCCCACCCCUUCUCGAGCCCCCCUUGCACCACCUUCCCGAUGCGGAACAUGACCCAAGUUUCUUUGGUGAAGUGCAUGUCCGAUAUCCUGGUGCUAAGCAAAAAGUCGACAUAAACCACGGCCAUGUAUUCAAGGCAAUGUCAGGGUUUCGUACAAUCUUGAAUGCUGCCUCACUGGAGGUCUCGAUGAGCGAAGGUGAUCGUUUGCUGCCCGUGAGACUCCUGCAUUACUGGAGGAGUAUCGAGGGCUGGUAUUCCAGCCUUCCACAAUGCCUCAAGGCUCGGAAUAUUGCUUUGCCAAGUCACUUGAAGCUCCAUAUGCAUAUGCAUGUGCUCUUGAUACGGCUUUUCGAGCCAUUUGAACACGUCUCUCAGAUAUUUGCCAUUGAGGAAUUGCCGCGUCCCGGAAAUAUCGUAAUACAGUCCAAAAUGGCACUGGAGACACUGGUUCGUCUACACUAUUCGCGUCAUGGUUUUGAGGCAUACGAUCCGGCAAUGCCCUAUUUUGUCUCUCUAUUGGCUUGGAAUUCGCUCCGAGACUAUAAGCAGAUGAUAUUGGCACAAAACACUUCGCACGUGGACGCGGCACUUUCAACCAUUAUGCUCUGUGCAAAACUUUUAUGGGAGCAAGGUGCUAACCACUUCCUCUCCGAGGUUGUCUUCUUCUUUUUCAGGAGCUCCUUGCCAAGCCUACACGAGGUGCGUCUGUUGCGUGAGGUGGUUGAUGUCAUUGAUGAAGAGACGGGGCCCCGAUUGGCGCUGAUGGUGCAAGAGGUCCGCUCGCAAUGGCCCGUUGGUAUCUUUAGUACUGCCAACAUGAGCGCCGACGCUGCGAGACUGAGCCACUUUAUUGAUUGGUGCGAGCGGACUGUGGAUAGCCAGGCGCAGCAACGCCUAUCUACCUCCCAGAGUCCUGACCCAUUUGGAAGUCCUGAUGCUGCAUGGAUUCAGUACCCUUGA
This is a messenger RNA of Pestalotiopsis fici W106-1, 1764 nucleotides long. RefSeq lists its product as uncharacterized. Lineage: Eukaryota; Fungi; Ascomycota; Sordariomycetes; Amphisphaeriales; Sporocadaceae. Gene Ontology annotation, molecular function: DNA binding; zinc ion binding. The record is from RefSeq and is a predicted model, not a curated record. The coding region runs from base 1 to 1764 and encodes 587 amino acids. The transcript has 5 exons. Gene Ontology annotation, biological process: DNA-templated transcription.